Molecule: messenger RNA, 507 nt
Organism: Botrytis fragariae
Lineage: Eukaryota; Fungi; Ascomycota; Leotiomycetes; Helotiales; Sclerotiniaceae
Exons: 1
Coding region: 1-507 (168 amino acids)
Source: RefSeq, a predicted model, not a curated record
AUGUCAUAUCACUCGGGUUCAAGCUCGGGCCAGACGCACUCCAGUUCAGGCGCCGGCUCGGAUCGUAUGUUCUUCAGAGUAGGCUCAAGCCAAACCUCUUCAAGGUCAGGUUCAAGUCGUUCGUCAGUGAGCACGAAUCCAAGUCGAGUAUUCUCCAACUCAAGCUCGACUCGUUCGUCAGCAAGCACAAAUUCAAUCCGCACAUCUGGCAGCUCGGUCUCAAGCCAAAUGUCUUAUGGCUCAAACUCAAACGGAAGAUCAUCCAAUUCAGGCUCAAUCCAAUCAACGGUCAACGGAUUAGAACCUCACAUUAAUGCCAGAAAGCACGCAAAAAGACAACAUAAGAUAGAUGGCUGGUCUGGCCCGCGGCUUAAGGAAGAUCCACGCGUAAAAGUAUAUGCUGAUAAGAAGAGUGAUCAAAUGGAAAGGAAGGCUAGGGCGGAGAGAAAGUUUCAGUCGGAGAUGAGGAAGAAGGAAGGUUUUUACAUUGAGGAUGAUAUGGCAUAA